Molecule: messenger RNA, 1102 nt
Organism: Lolium perenne
Lineage: Eukaryota; Viridiplantae; Streptophyta; Magnoliopsida; Poales; Poaceae
Biological process (GO): negative regulation of DNA recombination; nucleosome assembly; chromosome condensation
Cellular component (GO): nucleus; nucleosome
Molecular function (GO): double-stranded DNA binding; structural constituent of chromatin; nucleosomal DNA binding
Source: RefSeq, a predicted model, not a curated record
CGCACUCCGGCCACCUCAUCCAUCACCACAGCCGCAGCAUCACCAGCACCCCGGCCUUCCAUUCCCCUUUCCUGCCACCAGCUACCUGAGACAGAUUGCAAUGGCGACAGAGGUGGCUGCCCCUGAGGUCCAGGCUCCCGAGGUCGAGUCGCCGGCCGCCGCCGCCGCCCCUGAGGUGGCCGAGAAGAAGGCCGCCAAGCCGGCCAAGGCCAAGAAGGAGCCCAAGGCCAAGAAGGCCGCCGGCACCGCCAAGCCCCGCCCCGCCGCCGCCCACCCGUCCUACGCCGAGAUGAUCGUGGAGGCGAUCGCGGCGCUCAAGGAGAGAGGCGGAUCCAGCUCGGUGGCCAUCUCCAAGCACGUUGAGUCCAAGUACGGCGCCAAGCUGCCGGCCAACUUCAAGAAGCUCAUCUCCGGCAACCUCAAGAGGCUCAUCGCCGCCGGCAAGCUGACCAAGGUCAAGAACUCCUUCAAGCUGCCCGCUGCUGCGCCCGCCGCCGCCAAGCCCAAGGGCAAGGUCGGCAGGCCAGCUGGGAAGUCCGCCGCGAAGCCCAAGGCCGCGAAGCCGGCCAAGAAGGCAGCUAAGGCCACCAAGGCCAAGGCGUCUCCCAAGCCAAAAGCCAAGGCUACCGUCGCCAAGACCAAGGCCGCUGCUCCGGCCAAGCCCAGGGGACGCCCUGCCAAGGCAGCCAAGACCUCUGCCAAGGACGCGCCCGGCAAGAAGAAGGCGCCUGCUGCUGCUGCCAAGAAGGCGGCCACGCCCGUGAAGAAGGCCGCCACCCCCAAGAAGAAGGCUGCCACCCCCAAGAAGAAGGCGGCGACGCCCAAGAAGGCUGCAGCCCCCUCGAAGAAGUCUGCACCCAGGAAGGCCAAGAAGUAGACACCGGCGGCGGCUCCUGCUUGCCUCCCUGCCUCGUAGCUUGCUCCCCCUUAUUUUCGCUUUACAUCUUGUAGUUGGUGGCCAGUAUCCACCAUUAGUAGAUCGUCUUGAAUCCUCAUGUGUUAGGAAGUGUCAUCCUGUAAAUCCGAUCCGUGCUUUCGCCGGUUCGAUCGUUCGCAGUGCUAUAUUCCAAUCUAUAAUACAAUGUUCCGUGUUAUGCAAAAA